Molecule: messenger RNA, 1990 nt
Organism: Paramecium octaurelia
Lineage: Eukaryota; Ciliophora; Oligohymenophorea; Peniculida; Parameciidae
Source: the annotation of a GenBank genome assembly
AUGCUUAAAUAUCAAAAGCCAUAAACGUGCUCCAAGCAACUUAUCUCAUAAUUAAUCGAAAGGGCUGAUUUUUUUGGAAUCCUCCCUUAAUUCAGGAUUUUGAAGAGAUAAAAGUUCUCCACACCAUUAGGUUAAAUUCUUACUAUAAUGUUGUGCUGUGCUUAUUUAUAUUACAUUGUUUAUGAAAUAUUGAAUUUAGCAAAUAGAUACAGUCCCAGAGUAGUUUUUUCUGAAUAUCAACCCUCCAAUACUUCAGUAUGAAUUCUUGUUAUAUAAAAGCCUUUGUAUUUAAGCAAGAAUAACUUUACGUUUGCCUUGACAAUCACUAAUCCAGAAUUAAUGUCUUUGCAAACUUUAAACAAAUAUUUUACCUUAGCUGUUUAAAAUUGUGUAAGAAUUCGCUCUUUGAAUUAAGAAGGAGUAGCCUAAAUUAAUUACAAGUAAAAUGCAUAAAUUUAUGAUCUAGUUGUUCAACCAUCCCUCUCGAGCCUUGCCAAAUGGAUUAGCAUUUUAGAGAGUAGUACCAACAAGAUUAUUUUCAAAAGUUUAAACUUGAAUACAUGUAUUGUCCUGAGAUCAAAUAGUGGGAUUAAAUGGCAAUGGUAUGUUUAUGAUAAUGCAUUUAAAGUAACUGUAAGGAUUUAGUCAAGAGGAUCGAUUUUAAUUUUUGACAGUAACCUUAAGUAUCUGCAAAAAUUCUACUACUUAUUAAGGCUGCGCACCUCUAGAGGAAAUCAAUAGUAAAAUGCAGGCAGGAUUCUAUGUAUGAUAGUAUUUAAUGCUUCUCUAGGUAUUGUACUUAAGUGAUACAUUAAUCCAAAUGCAUUCCCCAUCUAAACCUUAUCAGGAUGCAAUUUCUGUUUAGUAUACUCAAUUUUCACUAACCAAUUCUAAAUCCAUUCAUUCAACCAUCAAAGUAACCGAAACCAACACUGAUUAUGGUAUAAUUAAGACAAAUUAUGUAUUGGACACUGCCUUAUCGUAAUCCACUAUAAAGGAAGAUAGUUCACAGUAUAAUAAUCAGUACUUGGUUCAAAACUCUAUCUUCUUGGAAUAAAGAAGAAACCAAUAUGAGAGAAGCUAUUUAAAACUGUAUACUGUACUGGGACAAGUUGGAGGCUUAUGGUAGAUUACAAUUCUGUUCAUAAAUUGCAUAUUUUAUCCCAUAUUGUUCUCCUCCAUGAAUUUGGCUAUGGCUAAUAAGAUCUUUAGGUUUGAAAGCAAGGAUUCCCUUGACUUUGAUAUAUUGUCAGUCGCCAAAUCAGUUCCAGUUGGAGGGCAACUCAAUAAAAGCGAUGGGAAAGAUUUUCAAGAUGAAGUUUUAAGAUCAGAUAAUACCCUAGUAAGGAAUCCUUUUGUCGAAUUCUCGAAAACUUAAAGAGAAAUCAAGAAUUUCUUAAGGAGGAAAAAGUGUUCUUUAAAUUUUACUUUACUUGAUAAUAUUAAAUUCUAAUUUGGUUGUAAGAAGGAUAAAUAAAGACAAUUAAAAUAUGCUAUGAAUAAAAUAAUAAAUAAGUUAGAUAUUUGUUAAUUGAUUACGAAAUUCAAUGAACUAGAUAAGUUGAAACAUAUCUUACUCAACAAAGACCAAUUAGCUCUAUUUAAUUAUAUUCCAAAACCUAUGAUACCCUAUGAUAUGUUCGAUGAAAAUUUUGAAAAUAAAAUUAAGGAACUAGAGCAAAAGCAAGAAUAUAAGUUUAUCUUGGAAAAUGAAAAACCAGAUGUGCUCAGAUUAGAUGAUGCUUAUGAAGCCUACUCAAGAGUAAUUACUAAAUAGAAUCUCACUGCAACAGAUGAGGCCAUUCUAUAAUUUAUGGAUGAUGAUAUUAAGAGAUUAUUCUCUAGGAUACACUCAAAUUAAUUUGAAAUGGUCUGUUAGAAUUUCUAAUCAUCACAACUAUUUAUGAGAAACAACACCGACAGAGUCGAAAUUCAAGAUGAACCUCAAAUUCAAUUAGUAUUCGGCAGUAUUACAAGCAAAUAGUAAUGA